CUUUGAGUGGGUUUAGUGGGACCUGUGAAAUCGCGCAAAAUGGCACACAAGAUAAGGAUUUUAUAUUUUCUCUUCUUUUUGAUAUUUUACUCCGACCAAGUAAAGUCCACGUGGUGGUUUCUCAGUCAACUUUCCGUACAUGCAGUCGGUACGCGAGUAAUGUGCGAUAACAUCCCUGGACUAGUUGGCAAGCAGCGACAGCUAUGCCGGACCAAACCCGAUGUUAUGGUAAGCAUAGGCCAGGGAGCUAAAGAAGGGGUAAAAGAAUGCCAAUUUCAGUUCAAAAACAAUAGAUGGAAUUGCAGUAACUUGGAUAAAGAUUUCUCAGUGUUCGGCAAAACCAUGCUGAAAACCGCGAGUCGUGAAGCUGCUUUCGUCUACGCAAUCUCAUCAGCCGGUGUCGUGCACGCUAUUACGCGCUCCUGUAGCAAAGGGGAAUUGUUCGACUGCGCAUGUGACUUGUCAAGGAAAGGUAAACACAAUAAUAAACACGGAGAAUUCGACUGGGGUGGUUGCAGCGACAACAUCAAGUUCGGCAGUGAUUUCUCGAGGCAUUUUGUGGACGCCAGAGAACGUAAGAUACGAGAUGCCCGGGCUCUGAUGAACCUUCACAACAACAGAGCUGGUCGCAGGGCAGUUCAAAAGAACAUGAAAUUGGAAUGCAAAUGCCACGGCGUCAGCGGGUCGUGCACGAUCAAGACAUGCUGGCUGGCGAUGGAGGAAUUCCGCAAAGUCGGCGACUAUCUCCGCGUUAAAUACAACGGCGCAACGGAAGUUAUGAUGAACCAAGAAGGUAGAGAACUAAUGGUGGCCAAUAAAAACCACAAGCGGCCGACCAGAUUGGACCUUGUUUACUUCGAGGCAUCUCCCGAUUAUUGUGUUGCCGAUGAAAGCACAGGCUCUCUUGGGACAGCUGGGCGCGUUUGUAACAAGACGUCAAUGGGAACAGGUGGAUGUGACAUAAUGUGUUGCGGACGAGGCUAUGACACGACUCGGGCUAAAAGGACAACUAAAUGCGAAUGUAAAUUUCACUGGUGUUGUAAGGUAAUAUGCCACGACUGCACGGAUAUAGUGGACGUACAUACAUGCAAGUCCCCGCGCACGGAUCUCAAAAUAACACACAGAAACACGCCGGGAGAUGGCGCUGUGCAUUUGGUGAGCCGAGAUGUGGAUUCGCUGGGUAAUUUGAACCGAGAAGAACGGCCGGUGACGUAGAGGAAACAAUCAUCGCGCGCGAUAGUUCUCGCGAAAACUGGAACUCUUUAUACUGAAGCACGAGACAGUGAACUCAACAUUCCAGCCCCAAACGAAAAAGACAAUUCGACGCAGUUUGGGACCCGGUCGAUGACUGUGAUGAACGGUAAAUGCCAAAAGAGUUCUUUUUUUGAGCUCGACAAUUGAUUUACCAUAAUGUAAAUAUUUCCUUUUCAGUGAAAAGUUAUAUUCCCGAACAAUUUUUAGAAUUUGGGAUAUCGCGGGAAUCUCUAGGGUGACGUUUAUAAAUAUAAAUAUAUUUUUGUAUAUGAACUCUUUAUUUUGACCUUGAAAAGUGUAUUUUGAUACCUUUUUGUCUGACGUUUCUCAAUAUCAACAUGGUUCGAACGUCCCCAAAUUUUAGAUUUUUAAAACAACCAAAAGCAAUACGGAAAAACGAAAGACGACCUCUACUCUUCCCAGUGCCUGUUUAAAACAAUAUGACCAAAUACGGAUUAUUUUUAGACUUAUAUGGGCAAGAGAAAUGCGUCAUCAAAUAUGACCAAAUAAGAAUUAUUUUUAGACUUAUAUGGGCAAGAGAAAUGCGUCAUCAAACUGGCAACGUAUACACGCAUCCCAAGAAAAUAUUGUUUGUGCCUGGAAGACGGCGUUGUCGUAGAAACGUUCACAUAAUGUAGUAUCUGAGUGUAAUAAUAAUAUCAUAAUCAUAAAACUGAAUUCUGAUGAACUGUUUUUAUUAUGCGUCUCUACUUUGUUUAUACAUAAAUUAUUUAUCCGUUGAUGUGUACAUAUUUAUCGCCAUAUUUGGGCAUUGAUUGACUCACACUGCGCAGUAAUCUAUUGCGCAAUACAUCAUCGCUCUCGGCUAUUUUAGAUAAUAAACAAAUUACAGAAAGUUGUCAUAUCGGUUACUAAAAGUUUAUUAAGUAAUAUUCCUUCCCGCUUUAC
Molecule: messenger RNA, 2163 nt
Organism: Saccoglossus kowalevskii
Lineage: Eukaryota; Metazoa; Hemichordata; Enteropneusta; Harrimaniidae
Gene: Wnt2
Product: wingless-type MMTV integration site family member 2
Biological process (GO): cell fate commitment; multicellular organism development; neuron differentiation
Cellular component (GO): extracellular region
Molecular function (GO): frizzled binding; cytokine activity
Source: RefSeq, marked provisional